Molecule: messenger RNA, 3279 nt
Organism: Pediculus humanus corporis (human body louse)
Lineage: Eukaryota; Metazoa; Arthropoda; Insecta; Psocodea; Pediculidae
Product: protein toll precursor, putative
Exons: 4
Coding region: 1-3279 (1092 amino acids)
Biological process (GO): signal transduction
Molecular function (GO): protein binding
Source: RefSeq, a predicted model, not a curated record
AUGAAAAGUCGAGAAAAGAAAACGUGGAAAAAACGUGCAUCGUCGUUUUUCCUAUUUCUAGUCAUUGUCAUUUUAAAAAUUGUCGACGGCACGACGGAAUGCGGGAGAGGAAAAGACUGCAAAACUUCGCUCUUCGCUUGUCCAGGAUCGUACAAUUGCACUUGUGCCAAAGGGAUAGCUGGAGACUACGAACUCCUAUGUCCGGGAAUGGGACAAACGUCCGUACUUUCCGCGAGCAUAAUGCCCAACAAAUACAUACAAAUCCAAUGCACGUACGCGACUCAUUUCACGGAUUACAAUUUGCUCAACGGUUUGAAAGUCGGUCCCGUCAUAUCCGUCAAUUUCCGACUUUGCCCCCUUCCGAACGUACCAUUUUCCAAUCUCACGCGUUCCAUCGGCGUCAAUUUCACGUCCGCUCUCUUGUUUCAAUCCUACCGAAACCUGAGCAACACGCUCGAGAGAAAACAUUUCAGGGAUUUGAAUAAUCUCACGAGACUCGUUUUGUCGAGCAACGGACUCACGGAUCUUCCCGAGGAUCUCUUGCAAGACCUCGCGAAUUUGACGUGGUUGGAUUUGCGCGGGAACAACAUGCACGUUCACGACAAUUUUUUCAAUUCCGUUCCCAAACUUCAAACUCUCGAAUUGGGCAACAACAAUCUCACUCGUCUCGAACCCGGAUUGUUUAGAAAUUUGAAAAGGCUCGAACAUUUGAACCUUUGGAAAAAUCAAUUGAAAAAUUUAUCGAGAGACAUUUUUUCACAUUUGACAAAUCUCAAAGAACUCGACGUGUCGUCCAACGGAAUGGAAAACCUUUCGCACGACGUUUUCCACGAUUUACCCAAACUCGUGAGACUGAGCCUUUACGCGAAUAAUUUUUCUGACGUUCCGGAAAAUCUAUUUUCCAACUCCAUCAACUUGGAAGUUUUAAGACUGUACGACAAUCGGCAAACCAUGGUGUUGCCCGAUCGCUUCUUAUCGAAUUUGACGCGCCUCAAAGAAGUUUAUCUGAUGCGUAACAAUUUGCAAACGGUUCCGGAAAACAUUCUGUGGGAAUCGUCGGCUGUCGCAAACUUAUCGCUCCAGGGAAACUCGUUGAAAAAUAUAUCGGAAAAUUUAUUCAGAGAUCAAUUUAAUCUUCAAACGCUGGAUUUGAGUUAUAAUCACCUCGCCCAUUUACCGGACAGAGUUUUUAAAAAUUUGAACAAACUCGAAUUUUUAAGACUCGGAAACAAUCGUUUGAAAACAAUCACGCAAGACGUUUUUCAAGGGCUCAACAAACUGGAAUUAUUAGAUCUCGAAUACAAUCAUCUUAGUUAUUUAGAUAGCGACGCCUUGGGUCAUUUGGAGCAAUUAAAACACGCGAGAUUUUCUCACAACAUGUUAUCCUUUCUCGACGAUGAUGGACACCCUCAAGGGGGUUUCCCGUACAAAGACACCUUCGGAAACAAAUCUCCGUUUCGUCACUGCAUCAAUUUAGAAUAUUUAUAUUUGGCUAAUAAUUCCAUAACGGAAAUUUUUUCCGACUGGAGAAUCGUACUCGUCAAAUUGAGAGUUUUGGAUCUGAGUCAGAACAACAUACAGUAUUUGGUCGUUCAAGAUGUCCAAUUCAUUUCCGACGAUGUAUCCGUCGACCUUCGACAAAAUAACAUAACAAUCGUCAACUUGUACGGAGUCGAAGCUUUGGCGGUGGGACAAACGACGGGUUUGGUCAAUCCCCGUCACUCGAAAAGAAACGUCCGAGUUUUGCUCGAGGGAAAUCCUCUCAAAUGCGAUUGUCAAAUUUACGAAAUGAUUCGUUAUUUCGAAAAUAAAUUAGAGUCCGAAGUGUACGUUUUCGUGACGCUCGUUCCCGGAAAUUUGACUUGUCACUCGCCGGACGUCCUCAAAGGUUCCCAAGUGACUCGCGUCGAUUCUCACCAUUUGAUGUGCGAUCUCGACCCCGCGACUUACAACUGUCCGAAAUCGUGCGAGUGUAAACUCAGACGAGCCGAUUGGGGAUUGAUAGUUAAUUGCACGGAAAAAAAUCUAACGGAAAUACCCGUCGAAUUACCCAUUGUGAAAUACACGAAUCACACGGAAUUGUUUCUCAACGGAAACGACAUACGAACAUUACCCAAUUCGACGUUCAAGGGUUACGAAAACGUGACUCAUUUGUACCUGUCGAACAAUCGAAUCGAAAACAUCGACACGGGUCUUUUGUCGCCGAAAAUCCAACAACUCGCACUCGAUCACAAUAACCUGACGAAACUCGGCGACAAUUUGAUCGGAUUUCUAAGUCGAUCGACGGAAAUCAAAUAUUUAAAACUCGAUAAUAAUCCGUGGAUUUGCGAAUGUUCGACAAAAAGCUUUCUAGAGCUUAUACAGUUAAAAUUCAAACAGGUUCCAAUGUUGUCCAACGUGACUUGUUUCAAAGACAACAGGCAAUUGUCUCACUUGUCCGUGUCCGAUCUUUGUCCGGCAUCGAAAACGUUAAUCGCAUCGUGUAUAAUAUUGGCCGCGUUCGGAGUUCUUUUGGGCUCUCUCGCGUUUCUUUACUACCGUUACCAGAGAGAGGUUAAAGUGUGGUUGUACAGUCAUCAUUUUUGCCUUUGGUUCGUCACAGAAGAAGAACUCGAUAAGAAUAAAUUGUACGACGCGUUCAUAAGUUACAGUCACAAAGACGAAGAUUUCGUCAUAAACACACUCGUUCCCGAAUUGGAAUCGGGAGAAAAUCCGUUUAAAUUGUGUCUUCACUAUCGCGAUUGGAUAGCCGGAGAAUGGAUACCGAAUCAGAUAGCUCGAUCCGUUGAAAAUUCGAGAAGGACGUUGGUCGUUCUCUCUCCCAAUUUUCUCGAAAGCGUUUGGGGAAGAAUGGAAUUCCGAGCGGCGCACAAACAAGCUUUGAGCGAGGGAAGAGCUCGAGUUAUAGUCGUUUUGUACGGUGACGUCGGACCCACGGAUCAACUCGAUCCCGAACUGAGAGCUUACAUUUCCAUGAACACGUACGUCAAGUGGGGAGAUCCGUGGUUUUGGGGAAAAUUGAAAUACGCUCUCCCCCACACUCCGAGCCUCGUCAAAAGUCAUUUGCAAUUGUUGAAAAGUCGCGGGAGCAGAAAGGAAAAAAAUUACGUCGACGACAAAUUGGAAUUGAUACACACUCUCGAUUCGCCGUCGACUCCCGUCUCCGGAGGCACGACUCCGCCGUCGGAAGCCGCCAUAACUCCGUCGGAAACCAUAACCGUGCCGACCGUCAACGGAUUGAGAUAUAGUAGCAACGUUAAACAAUCACCGAUUGCAUAA